GAUUCGAUAUCUCAAAGUACUCUUCCAAGUGCAUUUACUUCUGGAAGUCUAUAGCAGGCCGGAAGUUAUUCCAAUGUUAUGAUGACCACGUUGAAUCCGCUUGCAAGUUGCUCAAUGAAUACGAUAGUCAUGGUUUCCAUUUGUAUCUUGAUAUAAAAGAUUCGGAGACCACAGCUAUCGGUUUUACUACCCCGUUGCUGAACGAAAUCAAGAAUUACGGCAUUAAUAUUACUGAGAUAUACUUAGAUGCCACUUAUAAAACUGCACGUGGACACUACGAACUUUAUGGUGUCAUAGCAGAA
Molecule: messenger RNA, 302 nt
Organism: Ambispora gerdemannii
Lineage: Eukaryota; Fungi; Glomeromycota; Glomeromycetes; Archaeosporales; Ambisporaceae
Source: the annotation of a GenBank genome assembly